This is a messenger RNA of Kogia breviceps (pygmy sperm whale), 669 nucleotides long. It is a transcript of the gene APCS, whose product is annotated as amyloid P component, serum. The record is from RefSeq and is a predicted model, not a curated record. Gene Ontology annotation, biological process: innate immune response. Lineage: Eukaryota; Metazoa; Chordata; Mammalia; Artiodactyla; Physeteridae. Gene Ontology annotation, molecular function: complement component C1q complex binding.
AUGGACAAGCUACUGCUUUGGGUCUCUGUCCUUGCCAGCCUUCCAGAAGCCUUUGCUCAGAAAGACCUCAGUAGGAAGGUGUCUGUGUUCCCUAGAGAAUCUUCUACUGACCACAUGAACCUGAUCACAAAGCUGGAGAAAGCUCUACAGAAUUUUACCUUGUGUUUUCAAGCCUAUAGUGGUCUCUUGUGCUACAGCCUCUUCUCCUAUAACACCCAGGGCAAGGAUGAGCUACUAAUUUUUAAAGACAGAAUUGGAGAGUACAGUUUAUACAUUGGAAGAACCAAAGUUACUGCCAGAGUUAUUGAGGAGUUCCCCACCCCAGUGCACAUCUGUACCAGCUGGGAGUCUUCCAUAGGCAUUGCCGAAUUCUGGGUCAAUGGGAAGCCGCUGGUGAAAAACGGCCUGAGACAGGGUUAUUCUGUGGGAGCUAACCCCAAGAUUGUCCUGGGCCAGGAACAGGAUUCCUAUGGAGGAGGCUUUGAUAAAACCCAGUCCUUUAUGGGAGAGACUUGGGAUUUGUACAUGUGGAACUCUCUGCUGUCUCCCGAAGAGAUCCAGUUUGUGUAUCAGGGUUCCUACUCCCUCAAUCCCACCAUCCUGGACUGGCAGGCUCUGAACUAUGAAAUGAAAGGCUAUGUUGUCAUCAAGCCCCUGGUGUGGGGCUGA